Messenger RNA from Ustilaginoidea virens, 1329 nucleotides. RefSeq lists its product as uncharacterized. Lineage: Eukaryota; Fungi; Ascomycota; Sordariomycetes; Hypocreales; Clavicipitaceae. Gene Ontology annotation, biological process: molybdate ion transport. Gene Ontology annotation, molecular function: molybdate ion transmembrane transporter activity. The record is from RefSeq and is a predicted model, not a curated record. The transcript is spliced from 2 exons. The coding region runs from base 1 to 1329 and encodes 442 amino acids.
AUGGCGUCGUGGCUGGGCCGUAUCCGCCGCAUCAAUGCCCACAAUGCAUCCACCUUUCGACGCGCCCCCUUGGCCGAGAUCUCGGGCUCGCUGGGCGAUCUGGGCACAUUGCUACCACUCAUGAUUUCUCUGGCAAUCCAGAGGUCUGUCAGCCUGGGCUCCACGCUCGUUUUCUCGGGAAUCUUCAACAUCCUCACCGGAGUCGUGUUUGGCAUUCCGCUGCCUGUGCAGCCCAUGAAGGCCAUUGCCUCGGCCGCUCUGUCCAGCCAGCAAGACUCGUCCAUCGGAGUAGUCAUGGCAGCUGGUCAGUGGGUUGGGGCAGCCGUGCUCUUGAUGAGCGCAACGGGUUUGCUGACAUGGGCCACCGCUGUGGUUCCCAUACCCGUUGUCAAGGGGAUCCAGCUCGGCGCCGGCUUGUCCUUGAUCACGGGCGCUGGAUCGUCGCUUCUGCAGCCCCUUGAUUGGAUCCAUCCGGUUCUGGACAAUAAGCUGUGGUCUCUGUUGGCGUUCCUCGUGCUCAUUGUCACGCAGCGCCUGCCCAAGUUUCCCUACGCUUUGCUCUUCUUCGCCGUCUCCAUCGUGUUUGCCUUCAUCACCAUUGCAAGCUCUCAGCGCAGCCUUCCCGGGCUCCAUGUAUGGACGCCUCGCUUCGUCCUGCCCGAAUGGGUUGGGUUGGCCGUUCCCGGUUUCCCAGCGCUGUCCAUGGCCGUCGGCCAGCUCCCUCUGACGACUCUGAAUUCCGUCAUCGCCGUCAGCGCCUUGGCGUCCGAUCUGCUUCCGGACGUCCCGACGCCAUCCGUAACGUCCAUUGGCUUCAGCGUCGCGUUGAUGAACCUGACCGGGACGUGGUUUGGGACGAUGCCUCUGUGUCACGGCGCCGGCGGCCUAGCGGCGCAGUAUCGCUUCGGAGCCCGCAGCGGCGCCAGUGUCAUCUUCCUGGGGUCUGUCAAGGUAGUUCUCGGCCUCGCCUUUGGCGAGACGCUGAUCGAGCUGCUGCAGUCGUACCCCAAGAGCAUACUCGGAAUCAUGGUCCUCGCUGCUGGCCUGGAGCUGGCCAAGGUAGGGCACACCUUGAACAAGGGAGCCUCCGAUCUAUGGGAAGGCUCGGCGGGUGCACGGCGACCCCGUGCAUUGCGCGAUGACGAGCGCCUGGAGCGGUGGACCGUCAUGCUGAUGACGGCGGCGGGGAUUCUCGUCUUCAAAAACGAUGCUGUGGGCUUCUCGGCUGGCAUGCUCUGUCACGCGGCGUAUAAGCUGGCUGACUGGGUAAGUAGACGGGGGCGGGAUCGAGCAUCACAGGGUGAACGGGGCCCAUUACUUGGUUGCUAA